Messenger RNA from Ceraceosorus guamensis, 1034 nucleotides. RefSeq names its product ankyrin. The transcript has 4 exons. Lineage: Eukaryota; Fungi; Basidiomycota; Exobasidiomycetes; Ceraceosorales; Ceraceosoraceae. Bases 280 to 780 code for a protein of 166 amino acids. The record is from RefSeq and is a predicted model, not a curated record. Gene Ontology annotation, cellular component: nucleus; cytoplasm. Gene Ontology annotation, molecular function: protein binding.
CACCACCACAGCCUCGCCGCCUCCCUCACUCGCGUGAAUGCAAUUCACGAUUGACAUACUCGACAUCGUGUCUGCGAACGCUGCCAAGUCUUGCUCCCGUUACUGAGAGCCAGCGUAAGCACACUUCUGACUCAUAGAACAAACCUUUCACCCUACCGUCACACGCUCUCCCAGGGUUCAUCGGGCAUCGCUCUCUCGCGCAACCAGAGGCUGCUGGACAGCGACGAGCCAACACCACAACAUUCCGACCGCAAUCACCACCAUCCGACCGUGCCCAACAUGGCGGACGAAGCCGGAGCUAACGCAGACGAGCAGCUGCGGCACGCAGCUCGGACUGACUCGGUAGAGCUUUACGAUCAAGCCUUGGCUACAGAGUCGGGCGUCGACUUUUCCUCCGCCGAUGGUCUCGGUAACACAGCUUUGCACCUUGCGGUGACGAACCAGAGCACGCAAGUGUUGGAAAGAUUGUUGGAGGAGGAGGUUGAUGUGGACCUGCCAAACAGGAAAGGCGACACUCCUCUUCACUUGGCAGUCGCUGGCGAACCUGGUGAAGCGAGGGUGUGGAUAGUCGAACAGCUACUCGAGUGCGGUGCAGAUCCGCGUGAAGUCAACAAAGAUGGUGACAAGCCCGCCGAGAUUGUUGCAGAAGGAAACAGCGAGGAGGGUCAGAGCAUCAAAGCGCUCCUUCGCGAAGCAGAGGGCAAAGUCAACAUCAGCAAUGACGACAUCGCAGACGAGGAUGAUGAUGAUGAUGACGACGGACCGCCAUCGGAGGAUUGAGGCGCGUUGCUCAUGCAAUAGACUGGAUCACUAGAGGCGGGUGCCGUGCUUGCAGUAUUUGACGCCCCACCCUUGCUCGGACUCUGACAAGGCAGGCGUAUGGCAGCUUCCACCGCUAGCCCAAACGCUGUCGUUCGUUCAAGAAGAGGCGUGUACACUUUAGACCACAAACGAGAGCCAAAGGCUCCUCUGCUUGCUCAUUUGUAAGACAAUCGCAAGUGCAUUACUCAUCAAGUCAUCGCGCGCAGAAUCAG